Mangifera indica (mango) is the source of this 520-nucleotide messenger RNA. RefSeq names its product EG45-like domain containing protein. Lineage: Eukaryota; Viridiplantae; Streptophyta; Magnoliopsida; Sapindales; Anacardiaceae. Bases 25 to 447 code for a protein of 140 amino acids. The record is from RefSeq and is a predicted model, not a curated record. The transcript has 2 exons.
CGUUUUCUAGAGCUAGCAUUGAUAAUGUCUUCUUCACGUCACCUACUUUAUAAAUGGGCAAUUCUGCUUCUCUCAGCCUUGCUUCUCCGUCUCUCCUCUGCCGACGUGGGCACCGGUUCCCGCUACGGCCCCCCAUACAUGCCAACGGCCUGUUUCGGGAACGACGGCUCACAGUUUCCAACGAACAACCAUUUCGCCGCCGUCGGGGAACAGAUGUGGGAUAACGGUGCAAUCUGUGGGAAAAUUUACUUGGUGAGAUGCUUGAGUGGAAGCAUUCCUAAGGCUUGUGUCAGUGGCAAAGCCAUUCAGGUUAAGGUUGUUGAUCGUGCUGCGACGUCUGUGUCUCGCCCUACUGCUCCUGCGACCUUUGUUCUUUCGAAUGAUGCUUUUGCAGCCAUUGCAAAUCUCUCUGCAAAUUCUCUCAACAUUGAAUAUUCUCGUGGAUAAUGAAUUAUUUAUCUUCUUCUAAAAUGUUUCUCAUUAUCGUUCUGUAAGUCAAUCUGUCAGGUCUUUCUGUUUA